AUUAACAUGGUACAUUUUCUUCUCUUCCAUGUAUAAAAUGGCAGAUUUACUGCAACAGAUACUAAACAUAAAGUAAUCGAAAAUAUUAGUGAAACAGUGUCCAGGUGGUUGCAUAAAAGCUCAACAACUCUAUUUCCAACGAUCGUUUAUUCUCCUUUUUAAUCGUCAACAAAUUACAGACUCAAACGAGAAAAUGUCAGUGAAUUUUCGGGCAGCGUAAAUGUCAUUUUUUUAUUUGUAAACAAUUAUUAUCGGUGGUUUUAUCAUUUGAUAGUGAAGUAACUUCUCACUUUCUGUGGCUUCAUUGUUCCUGAAAAAUGUCUCAGGAAACAUUCUAGGAGUUAUGGGAGAUCCUCAUAGACGUUGAUAACAUUGAAGAAACCAUAAUGGCUCCAAGGAGAGCUGAGGACCUACAGGUGAAGCGGAUUGCCGCUCCAGGAUGUCGUCUACCAACUCGUCUACCCAUUGGUGAAAUAUUAACUGACAUCACUCACAAGGACUGGAAACUCGGACCGCGUCUAGGUUACGGAGGUUUUGGAGAUAUUUACCUUGCCUCAGACGAGAUCCACAAAUCAGUAACUCAGGAUGCGAAAUAUGUAAUAAAAAUCGAGCCUCACUGCAACGGGCCCCUCUUCGUGGAGAUGAACUUUUACAUAAGAGCAGCUCGCCAACAUCUGAUAAACAAAUGGUGUGAGAAUCAGCAGCUCUCGAGAAUAGGGGUCCCGAGCUACGAAGGAUCUGGCUCUCAUAUCUACAAGGGCGAGCGAUUUCGUUUCCUCGUGAUUCCCCGUUACGGAGUAGACGUUAGCCAAUUAUUUAAUAACUACGGCAGAAAAUUGCCCACAAAAUUAGUGAACAGUCUUGCGGUGCAAAUGCUGGAUGCACUGGAGUACAUUCACAGUCAUGGUUAUGCCCACGCGGAUGUCAAGAGUUCGAACAUUGUCUUGGAGAAUGCCCCAACCAUUCCAGAAAGUCCACGUGCUUAUCUAGUGGAUUACGGACUGGCGUAUCGCUUUCGUACAGCUGCUGGGAUGCACAAACCCUUCGUCCAUGAUGAGCGAAGGGCGCACGAGGGAACGCUGGAGUUCACAUCGAGGGACGCACAUCAUGGGACUCAUUCGAGACGAGGGGACAUGGAGACACUGGGCUACAAUAUUUUACAGUGGAUGUGUGGGAGACUCCCUUGGGAGAGAGAACAGGGUGGCAUGGAUCACAAUAGCGAUCCUGAUCAUGUUCACGCCCAGAAAGAAUUAUUUCUCUCUGACAUAGCACACUUCAUGAGUGUCUGCUUUCCAGACAGAAAAAAACCACCUGCUGCCAUCAAAUCGUACAUGAAGUACAUCUCAAGUCUGGAUUUCCAGACCAAACCCCAUUACUCUUACUUGAGGAGUCUCUUCAAACCGAGGGAAAAGAUGGAGAGUGUUACUCGUUUGCUGGGAUCAAAUUUAGGGAAACGAGUAGUGGCUGACGAGAAUAUCGAUUACUUAAGGCCCAAGAAGAUGCCCUAUCUCAGGGAGAGGAGACCCUGUAAGCCCGUCAACUGCCAGGGCAGGAUUACCAGGAAUCAUCAUGUGAAUUUUCAGACUGCGACUUUCAGUUGGGAGGAGGUACUUGCGAGGCAUCCUGAUAGAAUGGCCAAGAGUUCCUUAGUACAAAAUGUUGAGGAUGACGUGUUCAAUGGAUUGACGCCACCUCCUUCACCUCCACCACCCUCUUUACCUACCUAUGCUAUGCUGCAGGUGAUAAAGAGAAUGAAGGACAGGCAGGCGGGGAUUUAUAGACAGAAAACUAAAGCUAAUGAAGAGCUGAAGGCCAAGUGGAUGACACCGGCCAUGGAGGAAGUUGCGCAAUUAAAGAAGAAAGUCCAAUCGAUAAUGUCAAUGCCAGAGAAGAGCAUUUCUCCGCGAGUGACGCGUUCACGUGUUGCACGGUUAAAUCGUAAGUAGUGGAGGUGGGGGAAGAAAAAAAAAUUUCACUUCCACAUCUUAAUUGCCAGGAAAAGUUAAAUAAAUGUGAGGAAAUAAUCGGCCUUGAAUAUUCUCAUUACUUUGCAAAUGGCAUCCAAUAUCGUAAUAUCUAGUAUUUUUACUAUUAGUGAACUUAUAUAGACAAUUCCAAUCAGGUAUCAUCUCUCUCUUUUGACGAUUAUGGUGUAAGAAAUCAUUUGAAUUUAGUUCUCCGGAGAUGAAUAUUUUGGUUUCGCCAAUUCUAUAAGACUGCGUUUAUUUUCACUGAAUUUUUAUCGGUGGCAAUUCAGGAAAAUAUAAAACGGUAUAUCGCCUCUUUGUCCAGCAUUAAUUUUCUACAAUAUUUUUCCAUAAUUCAGGAGUGAAGCUCAGGGUUUAUCAACAUACUUAUCAGUAAGGGAAUCCGUGUGGAGAUUUUUUGUUGUUGUCUUUUUCUGCGGACAUAGAACAAAUUGAUCGUGACGUGUUAGUGACUUCUCCCUUUCGGUAACUUCAUCACUGAAUUUAUUAAGCUUCCAUUUCAGUUCUAGACAAAAGAACAAAAUCAUUAAAUUUGUAUAGAUUACUUGUAAGUAUAGUGUAAUUCAUUGAGUCUAUUAAUCAACGUAAUUCUGAUUGAAUUGUAAUUUGUAUAUUGUGAAUCAAGCGAAUAAUUCUGACUUGGCUUCGUUUGUUCUAUUGACAAUUUUUCAGUCAUGUUUCUUUCGUUAUGGAAAACUGAUUUUUAUAUUUUAUAUAGUAUUAAAAGGUUUUUCCAUGGCAGAAAUUGUUUCAUUUAUAUAAUUCAGGAGUGAAGGUCAGUUCUUUCACGAACAUCAAUUCUUUAAAUUUAUUCAAGAAUCUCAAGCAAUACGAAGGGAGAAUUUUUUAAUAACUCCGUAGUGAACAUCUCCACAGAAAAAAUUAUAUUAAUGACUUACCUCAAUUGACCACGCCGCCACUGAAUUAAUUUAUCUUUCACUCCCGACCAAAAGAAUAAAAUUAUUAAUUUUGUACAGGUUAUUUUAAAGUAUACUUUAAUUCACGCACUCCAUCAAUCAGCGUUAUUGCGAUUAAACCGCUGCUUCGUACAUCUCAUGAUGUCAAUCAAGCGCUGAAUUAUUGAAAUUAAUUAUUUUUUCGAUUUUUAAUUUCGUAUAAUCACGCUUUUUUGUUACGGAAGGUUAUUUUUCAUAUUUAAUAUGGUAGAUUUUAUCGUCGAACAAACCAUUGUUUCCUUAUAUUCCGCAUUAUUAUUUUCAAUGCUUCAGCUUACGGCUUUACCGUGAGAAGAAUUAUUACGUAAUGAAGUCACUGAUUUUUAAUGCUAUUAAGCAGGUGUGGAGUUGCACGUUAAAGAUAUCUUUCAGCGUACAAGGAUAAGACAAAGUACAUGCAGAUGGCUUUCGUCGUGAAUCCAACGUGAAUAUAUCGAUAUACAGCUGUAGAGAAAUAUUUAAAUGAAACUCGUUAUUCAUAAAUUCUGUAAUAUUCAUAUUUAGAGAAUCACUGUCAUUUAUGUAAAUAUAUAGAAAUCAUGUACGGAAUCCGAUUCUUAUUUCAUUAUUUACCAACAAUUUAUCCAUAAAAUAUUUACUAUAGUGUUUGCAAAUUUUUCAGGUGAAUUUCAUUUGUAUAUUUAUUAUUUAUAUUAUUAUUUUGUAAUUUUGGAUCAAUUUCCUUUAAAAAAUUAAGUGAUAAAAGAAUAGUUGAUGAACCAAGGUGGAGUACUAUCGUUUACCUCCCUCAUUCUGUUAGAGCAGUUUAAUAAAAAAAGUUUUUAAAUUUUUUUCCACCAUAGAUUGUGAUGAGAGGGAAAAAAUGUUAUAAAAAGUUUGAUUUUUUUUUAGGUACCACUAGCAAUGUAAAUAAAUUCUGUGGAUGUAAAAAGAAUAAUUUUUAAAAA
Messenger RNA from Diachasmimorpha longicaudata, 3852 nucleotides. Its product is annotated as serine/threonine-protein kinase VRK1-like. Lineage: Eukaryota; Metazoa; Arthropoda; Insecta; Hymenoptera; Braconidae. Gene Ontology annotation, molecular function: ATP binding; protein serine/threonine kinase activity. Gene Ontology annotation, biological process: signal transduction; peptidyl-serine phosphorylation. The record is from RefSeq and is a predicted model, not a curated record. Bases 387 to 1946 code for a protein of 519 amino acids. The transcript is spliced from 4 exons. Gene Ontology annotation, cellular component: cytoplasm; nucleus.